AUUUUCUGGAAAAACUGAUGAGGAUCCAAAUGAUUGGCUUAUUCACUUUGAAAAAGCUGCUAAAGCAAAUAAUUGGACUUCAGAAAAAGCUUUAGAAAUAGUUGAAGAUAUACAUGUUAAACCCUUAGAAAUAUCUCAACAAGAAAUCUUUGAUCAAUUUAUUGAAGAUAAUAAGGAUAUUUGUGCACUUAGUUAA
Messenger RNA from Funneliformis geosporum, 196 nucleotides. Lineage: Eukaryota; Fungi; Glomeromycota; Glomeromycetes; Glomerales; Glomeraceae. The record is from the annotation of a GenBank genome assembly.